AUGGCUCUGAAUCGGCAGUGUCUUAGCGCCGAUGCAAUCGAAAUGGUGGCUCUGUCGAUUCCAGGUGCUUUCCCAGUAGACCGACCCCAUGAGGGCAGCGUCAUUGCCCUCGAACCGCUGUCGCCAACCGGUACGUCGCUGGCUGUUGCUUCUCCUGCUCCUGAGGCCGACUCAGUCGCUACCGACCAACCAUCAGGAGACUCGCCAGAGGUUGCUAUCCUUCAUAGCGGACCAGUGACCUCAGCCGCACCGACGGAAGCAUCGCAGAAUGAUGGGUAUGAAAUCGCUCCUCAGGUUCCGACAGAAACACAGAAGCCAGUGUCUCGGUUCGAGUGGGUGCGACGUCACUUGGCCAAUGUAAAAGUCUGCGCGACUUUGACAAUCAUUCUGACAAUACUCUCGAUCGCGUUCGCGAUUUAUUACGGUCAAAAUUCCAACAAGCGCGCGGACAAGGGUAAUGCUACAUCUCAGAAAGAGUUCAAGCUGAGUCUCUGGGAUGAUUGCCAUGAUCGGCCGGACAUGCAGAAUCUUACUGUGUGCCGACCAGUAUUUUCUGAGAAUUACUGGAGUACAAGUAGCGAAGCACUAUACCGCCGAGAUGGUCAGCGUAUACAUGACGUACUCAGACUGAACCUACGGCUUACCGUCCAAGCCUACGAAAAAGAUUUUCUCCGGAACGCUUGUUCAGGUCAAAUGUAUUCCGCACAGUGCUUGAAAGCAAUUCUCGGUAUAAUUUGGGGAAAACUUCGAGAGUGGGAGCCUUUCUACGAGAAACCUAUCGACUCUAUUUUCAAAAACACUGCAACGUUCGUUGAUACGGUUUUAGAGGUGGUGGUUAUGCUUGGAAUUAGCUUCACCGCAACGGCAACUCUCGUGAUCAUCAUUAGAAUUAUGCUCCCCCAAACGACGGCCACAAACCCAUUGUCUAUUAGAAACUUAACUAGCGUUGCAUGUGCAAGUCUGGCGAUACCUUUGGCGAUGAGGAUCUUAGGGUCCAUUAAAACGGCACCCGAAUCAACAAACAUUGAUAGUCGCAGAACUGGAGUAUGGACGGAUCCGUUUGAAAAAGCGCUCAUAUUCCUUGCCAUCAUUGUCAUGAGCUUCAUGUAUAUAGAACUUUGUUUUAAAAGGCGCAGAGAUGAGGAAGCCUUGAUGGAAUCACCCCUGCCAGGCAAAUCUCUUUGGGUCUCUGUGAUUAAGCGUGACAGCCGCAAGAUUGCGAGAAUCAUUGGCAAGAAGAUUAAGAUUCAUUGA
Molecule: messenger RNA, 1254 nt
Organism: Bacidia gigantensis
Lineage: Eukaryota; Fungi; Ascomycota; Lecanoromycetes; Lecanorales; Ramalinaceae
Exons: 4
Coding region: 1-1254 (417 amino acids)
Source: RefSeq, a predicted model, not a curated record